GUUUCAUCUUAUUAUUAUUCACAUGCAAAAAAUGAAUUACCUUAUUAUAGUAUAGAAAAAUCAGAUAAUGAAAUUUAUGAAAUUUUAGUAGAUGAAUAUUUAAAUUCUGAUGAAGAUUUUAUUGAAAUUAUUGAAGAAGAUUUAGAUGAAAAUUAUGAUGAAAAUUAUGAUGAAAAUAAUAUAUUUGGAGAAGAAAAUAAUUUAUUAAUUAAUAAUAUAGUAAAUUUAAAUCAAUUUUAUAAUUUUGAAAAAAUAGAAGAUAUUAUGAAUGAAGAAUAUAAUAAUGAAAAUAUUGAUGAAACAGAAACUAUAAAUAGUCAAACUUAUGAAGAUAAUGAUUGGGAUCCAAUUGAAGAAGUUGAUAAAAUUAUUGAAGAUUUAUAA
Cetraspora pellucida is the source of this 384-nucleotide messenger RNA. Lineage: Eukaryota; Fungi; Glomeromycota; Glomeromycetes; Diversisporales; Gigasporaceae. The record is from the annotation of a GenBank genome assembly.